Molecule: messenger RNA, 590 nt
Organism: Theobroma cacao (cacao)
Lineage: Eukaryota; Viridiplantae; Streptophyta; Magnoliopsida; Malvales; Malvaceae
Source: RefSeq, a predicted model, not a curated record
AUGAGCACACUUUGGGAAUCUGCCCAUGAGAAAGAUAAAGAAGAAGAAAUAAAUGGCACAAUAAGGAAAAAGAAAAUAUAUGUAGAAAAUGGGAGAGACGAGAGUUUAAAUUUUUUGGUUCCAGUUUGGGUAUUUUCUAAACGAAAAAGGUUUGAUCUAUUGGAGCUAGUAGAGAAAAAGAGAGCUCAGGUUCUUUGGGCAGCAGUGAAGGGAUCCGAUUUAGGCAAACAAAAAAAAGAGAAAGCUGGGUUUUGUGGUGACAGGUUUGUGAGUGAGGAAGAAAGAGUUAGUUGUUGCUGGUUUAUGAGUAAGGGAGAAAGAGCUGGUGCUGGGAAGCAGCCACAUAAGGCUCCGAACAGUGCUUUCCCAAAGCAGACCGUGGAUUUAGAGGAGACUUGGGCCAACCUAGCUCAAUUUGAUUCAAUGGUGGUUGGGAUGUAGAUUGAGAUGUCCACUUGCAUCCAUCUUUUGGUAGGUAUCUUGGCAUUAAGUAGUCAUAAUUCCCAUCGAGAGUCACUCCGCUGACGGUCAAGGUCUUUGUAUAUGCUUAAUGUGAAUUGUUAAGAUACAUUUGACAAGCUAUUUGUGUA